Portunus trituberculatus (swimming crab) is the source of this 1552-nucleotide messenger RNA. Its product is annotated as glutamate receptor ionotropic, delta-2-like. The coding region runs from base 11 to 1345 and encodes 444 amino acids. Gene Ontology annotation, molecular function: glutamate-gated receptor activity. Gene Ontology annotation, cellular component: membrane. The record is from RefSeq and is a predicted model, not a curated record. The transcript is spliced from 10 exons. Lineage: Eukaryota; Metazoa; Arthropoda; Malacostraca; Decapoda; Portunidae.
UCAUGAAUACAUGUCACGCAUUCGUUCCUCAACACUGUUUGGAACAAGACACCUCACCGAACUCUCCAGCCUGACCAGUGUCCUUAGACUUCUGGCAAGCAUGGCACUACAAGGGGCUCAUCUGAAAGUGGCAGCGGAGAUAUGGGUGCCGUGGGUCAUGCUGGAGGAGUCACCGGACGGCACAGGACUUAACACCUCGGGGAUCCUCAUCGAUGUGAUGAAUAUCCUUAGGUCCAAACUCAACUUUACGUUCAGCGUGGUGCGUCCUCUCGACGGUGAGUGGGGCCGCAUCCUACCUAAUGGGUCAGCCACUGGGAUGAUCGGUAUGAACCAGAGACGGGAGGUGGACAUGGCGCUGGGUCCUUUCACUAUCUCUUACGAUCGGGCUAAGGUUGCGGAUUACGCCACGACUAUUCACCUUGAUAACUUCGGCAUCUUUCUCCCUCGGCCACGCCUCGAGAAAGAUUUGUCCGGCUUCACUAAACCCUUCGCUUGGCAGGUGUGGGUGGUGCUCGGAGCGGCAAUAGCUCUAAGCAUGGGCUUGUCCAUCCUCUUCAACUGGUUCAGUCGUGGAUGGAUUCCUCCUAAAGCUGGAAAAUACGUUAUAGAUCCCAUUUAUGUGAUCAAAUCGCUUCUGGUAGAGACGAUUGACAACCUGCCCGAGAUGCUGACUGGGCGAGUGCUGCUCGGGGUAUGGUUGUUAGCGGCUCUAAUCGUGCAGUCGGCGUACCAGGGCGUACUGACCUCUAUGCUGGCCGUGCCUUGGGUCACAGUACCCGUAGAUUCUCUAGAUGAUCUGGGCAGGCAGACCCGCAUUCCUUAUGCCUUUGAGUCUGGCACGCAUCUACACUUUCUAUUUCAGUCGGCCACAUCCGGAUUAUUCAAAGUCAUAAACGACAACGCCUUCCAAAUCGUCAGUCUCUUUGAGGAGAAGACCCGAAUGAAGGAGCAAAGAUUUGCAAUACUUUGUGACUUUUUUUCCAUGAAGAAGGUGAUGAGUGACGACUUCAGCAUGACUGCCAAGUGCAACUAUUACAUCGCCAAAGAGCCCAUGUUUUACACGUCGCUGUCCUUCACUUUCCCCAAGAAAAGCCACAUGGUCCCGCUCAUAGACAAGUGGUUGGUGAGACUGUUGGAGUCUGGGAUAGUAAACAGAUGGGUCCACGAGUAUUCCUCCAACGCCACGGUCUGCCUCCUGCCGCCGGGGAAGGAGACCGGCAUCACCACGAAGGUCCUUACCAUAGAAGAUCUGGGUGGCAUUUUCCUACUUUUGGUGGCAGGGCUGACGAUGGCAACGGUAUUGUUUGCCCUGGAGAAACUGAUGGAAACAUUCUCCGUUCGUUAAGGAUCACACGGCGGCCUGACAAGACAUUGUAAUGAAUUCCUACGACUCACUUCUCGUUACUAAGGAUACCGGUAUGAGCUGAGUAUUUAAUAACGUGUUUAUUCCUUUUAGUUCUUAAAGGACAACUAAUGAGACAUUAGUUGGUAAGUGCGCCAUGAUGUUUGUAGUCGAUUUUCUUUCGAGUAAAGAAAUAAUCGUACAAAUGGU